AUGGCCGAUACUCUGCAGGACGCGAACGCCCGCGGCGACGUCGAGGAGAAGGACGCGCACUCGAGCGCCGGCGACGACUCGUCGUCUUCCAGCUCUGGCUCGUCGUCGUCGUCGUCGUCAUCUGAUUCGGAGUCGGACGACGACGCCGGGACGGACAAUGUCAAUGGCGACGCAAGUGGAGUCAAAGACGGCGCUCAGGUCGGCGGAAUGGGCUGUCGUAGUGGCGGUGGCUCGACGAACGCCAGUAAUGCUCUGGGCCCGUCGUUGUCUGCCCCUCGUCCGCAUGGCAUGGCGGCCAGUGCGAAAACGAUGAACGUGAAUUCCACGCGGGCAGCGGCGAGGUUCAAAGCGUCCGAAACUGAGUCGAUGAUGCCGCUAGGGACGCGCAAGCGCGAUCGACGAACGAUUGAGGAGAUCCAGAGAGAUCUACGGGACAAGAGGAAGAAACCGGUAGGGACGUUGAGUGCGAGGUCGAGUCCGCCACCACCGAGAGGAUCGCCAAUGCGAUCUCCGGAAGCGGAAGCGGCCGUCGAUAGUGGAGCGCCAAUGGCUGUGGGUGGACCCCUCAGCCAGUUUGGGACGGCGGGCCGGCUGCCGAUUAAGAGAAAACCAGUGUCGGCCCACGAUCGAUUAGCGAUGAAAUUGAAUGGACGCAAAAGAACGGGUGCCAAGAAACCAGCCAAGCUGGCUGCUUCAAGCGGAACGGUGCCGCCGGUACUAGUCAUGACGAGCAAACCGAUGAUCAAACCGAUGGCGGCGACGACAGCGGCAGUGACUACCGAAAACAGCAGCAGCAGUGAGCACGGAGGUGACACCGGUGGGGAUGGAUACAGCAGCAGCGUCAGCAGGUCACCGCAGGCAGCGGUGAGUGGCAAGGUAGUGCGUGCAGUGCUGCGUGCGAUGCUUCGCUACGGAGACCUGACGGACGUGGGCCUCUAUCCAACAGCUGCCAAUUUCGCUGACGAGUACAAAAUGCCGAGCUUCGUUGAUCGGGCGAGUUUGCAGACAGUUACGAGCGUUUCAACCGAUCGACUGCACGCGCUUGCACAUGAAGUUGCUCACAAAGCUAAGCAAGCAGUUGAAGCGCGACCACCGCACGACAACAUCAAGAUUGCUGAAGUCGAAGCGAGAUCCACUCACAUUAUCGAGCGUCUUUACGAGAAUUUGAAACUUCGUAUCGCUGUUCAGCGUGCCUUGCGGGCCGCUGGAUGUGCGUCGGGCAACGCACAAGCGAAUGCUAAAGGCGCGUACGUGUUGGUGGCCAAACAAAGCGAUCUAUCGGUUCUGGGCGCGAACAUACGUGACUUGCUCAACUGGACCUGGGCUGAAAAAGAGUACGACUGGUCGCAGCGCAAGGACGCAGCGCUGCUACUUGGUGUCUACGUGCAUGGAUUCGGAGGCUGGGAGGACAUUUUGAACGACGACUUGCUCCACUUUCAUGGUCAACGAGCUCUGAAAGGUGAGCGGUUGAAGAAGCGUGCUGAGAACUUACUGAAGCGAUUGCCACCGCCAGACCUUGACGCUGGUGAUCCACGCAUUGUGCAGCUCGCUAGCUCACUCGGUCCCGGAGGCUCGAACUCGAGCCAGUCAUUAGGUGCACAAUUUAGCGCGAUUAUACAGAGUGGGUCUAUCGCUGGGGUCACAGCAUCGGCCCCUGCUGUGUCGACUUCCGGAUGUGGUCGAAUGGCCCGUGCAGCAGAACGAUUUGCGACACGGCAACAGAACGGCGAAAAAGCUGCGAGUCGACGUCCGGUUGGAUCCAGCAAUGGUUCGGGAAUGUCAAACGGUCAGGGGCUGGACAGCAGGCGGCAGCACAAGACAGUGAUCCCAAAAUCAACAGCUCAAUCUAACGAGGUCGAUUGCGAACCCGAAGAUGGCGAAGUUGGUGGUGCAGCACCAGCGUACUCGACGUCGCCGCGACACAAAAGGCGGUCAUCAUCUGUUGACAUUCAAAGUCAGACCUCAUCCCGCAAGAGGCACCGAAACGAUAGUACUGAGAGCUCGAGCAAGAAUGAAAAACCGAAAAAAGAGCAUCGACGGCGUGACCGUCACAAGCCGAAAACUGACUCGCUGUCUACCGCAGAGGUAUCGCGCGCGGCUUUGACAGGAGCCCCGUUGCCGCUGCUCUCCGUCGAUGCGUGUUAUAAGAAGUGGAAACCGAACAAGAAGUUGCAGGAUAUUCGACUGGUGCUGAAAAAGAUGCGGAUAAUGGCCGAGUGGUCACGCAACCAGAAUGACGAGAUCGUCGUCGAGAAGGUUUUCAAGUAUGUGAGCACGAUCGGGGAAGCGAUCGAUCGAGUUGUAACGCAGCAUCAAGACAAGGCCGAAUUGGAAUUGCCGUCGCGCGAGGUCGAUGAACUCUGCACGUCCUUGUGGACGUAUGCCGCGGGAUUCACGCCGUUCACGCCACUGGGGUUUGAGCGUCUGUACGACGAUAUGUGCGCGGAUGCAGAUGCUCUCGUUGCAGCCAAGUCAUGA
Molecule: messenger RNA, 2478 nt
Organism: Hyaloperonospora brassicae
Lineage: Eukaryota; Oomycota; Peronosporomycetes; Peronosporales; Peronosporaceae
Source: the annotation of a GenBank genome assembly